AUGCUGUGGACAGUGAGCUUGUGCCUCCUGCUAUGUUCGACCGGGAUGAGCCUUCCGCUCAGUGGCCCGGGCCGCAACAGCAACGGCGGUCGAAACAAACUCUUGCUCAUCUCCUUUGAUGGAUUUCGGUGGGACUACGACCGCGAUGUGGACACGCCGUUCCUGGACCAGAUGGCCAACGAUGGCGUCAAAGCCGUAUACGUAACCCCGGCUUUCUUAACCGUCACCAGCCCCACGCAUUUCACCAUCCUUACAGGGCGCUACAUUGAGAACCACGGGGUGGUUCACAACAUGUAUUUUAACACCACCACCUCGGAGAAGAAGUCAUACUGGCAAACGCAGUUUGUGAAUGAAUGGUGGGACAACGGUACCGUACCUAUCUGGAUCACUGCCCAGAGGCAGGGCUUGAAAGCCGGUUCCCACCAUUUCCCCGGCACGGCCUCCACCUACCAUGGCGAGAAAGUGCAGGUGAGCGAGGUGGAGCCAGCUAUCUACAACUACUCCAACGAGACCGUGUGGCGCACCAUUGUGGACAAGGUCAUGGGCUCCUGGUUCAGCGACCAAGACCUGGAUUUUGUGGCGCUGUACUUCGGUGAGCCGGACGGCAUGGGCCACAAGUUUGGCCCAGACUCCCCGCAGGUUAAGAAGAUGGUCAAGCAGGUGGACCGGACAGUGGGCUACCUGCGCAACUCGGCCAAGCGGCACGGCCUGGAGGACCGACUCAACAUCAUCAUCACCGCCGACCACGGCAUGUCCACCGUGCGCCGCGCCGACACCGUCAACGAGAUCGUGCUCAGCAAGAUCCCCGGCUUCUCCUUCAAGGACCUGGACUUCCACAUCGUGGACUACGGGCCGGCGGGCAUGCUGCUGCCCAAGGAGGGCAAGCUGGACAAGGUGUACAACGCCCUGAAGGGGGCACACCCGCACCUGCACGUCUACAAGAGAGAGGAGAUGCCCCGCCGGCUGCACUUCUCCAACAACAAGCGCAUCCUGCCCAUCGUCCUCUGGGCUGACCCUGGAUACCUUAUUAACGGGUAUUUCCCAGUUCAGUUCAACAGGGGAGAGCAUGGCUUUGACAAUGAGGGCCUGGACAUGAAGCCUUUCUUCCGUGCAGUGGGGCCAGACUUCCACAAGAACCUAAUAGUGGAUCCCUUCGAGACGGUGAACAUCUACCCGCUGAUGUGCCACCUACUGGGUAUCAUGCCCGAUGAACACGACGGAGACCUGAACAACGUUCGCAACAUGGUAGUGGACAUUCCAGGCAAGUGGAGGACAAGGCGAUGGUUUACAAUUUAA
This is a messenger RNA of Engraulis encrasicolus (European anchovy), 1296 nucleotides long. RefSeq names its product ectonucleotide pyrophosphatase/phosphodiesterase family member 7-like. NCBI's taxonomy places the organism in Eukaryota, Metazoa, Chordata, Actinopteri, Clupeiformes, Engraulidae. Bases 1 to 1296 code for a protein of 431 amino acids. The record is from RefSeq and is a predicted model, not a curated record. The transcript is spliced from 4 exons.